This is a messenger RNA of Nothobranchius furzeri (turquoise killifish), 3076 nucleotides long. It is a transcript of the gene tpcn2, whose product is annotated as two pore segment channel 2. Gene Ontology annotation, cellular component: lysosomal membrane. Gene Ontology annotation, molecular function: voltage-gated channel activity; ligand-gated sodium channel activity; intracellularly phosphatidylinositol-3,5-bisphosphate-gated monatomic cation channel activity. The record is from RefSeq and is a predicted model, not a curated record. Lineage: Eukaryota; Metazoa; Chordata; Actinopteri; Cyprinodontiformes; Nothobranchiidae. Gene Ontology annotation, biological process: calcium-mediated signaling; transmembrane transport; monoatomic ion transport.
AGCCGCGCACUUACUUCCUGCAACUGGUCUGGGUCGGCGCGCGAGGGCUGUUCUUUUUGGGCUCGGCUCGCUCCGCUGUUCGAACCAAAAACUUUUGAAGAGUCGUUCCGCAACAAGUCGCGGAUAUCCCGAAUGGAAACGGAUCGUCUCCUGACCCACAGCGAGGACCGGGACGGUCCAAGUUCGGCCCGCGGCUCCAGGCGGUCCCACUCAGUCAUCACGAGCUUGGACCCGGACUCAGAUAAUGAGAGUCUGUACAUCCAGCAGGCUGUGGUGUUCAUUGAAGAUGCUUUUCAUUACCGGUCCAUCAACCACCGGGUGGAUGCCAGGUCUCUGGUCCUGUAUCGGUGGUACUACUCCACGAUAUGUCAGUGGUGCCUAGGUGCUGUCAUAGCUGUGGUAUUGCUGCUGGCGUUUGUGGAGCGUCCAUCUUCCCUGUCCAUCUCUUCGGACCCGCGCCACAGAUCUGUAGCCUGGGAACCUCCGUGUGGUUUCACUGAAAGCAUCGAGAUGAUCUGCCUCAUUGUCUUCUCUAUUGAUCUUGCUGUGAAGAGCUACCUGAUUGGCUGGGAGGAGUUCAGGAAGAGCAAAUGGCUCAUCAGCUACACCGUAGUCCUCUUCGUGUCAGUCAUCGACUGGGUGCUGUCUGUCAGCAUGGCGUGUGAUGAGAGAUUGAGAAUCCGACGGCUCUUCCGACCGUUCUUCCUCCUGCAAAACUCUUCUCUGAUGAAAAAGACUCUAAAAUGUAUCAAGAGGACUCUACCUGAGAUUGCCAGUGUGAUUGUGCUGCUGGCGCUGCACCUCUGCCUCUUCACCAUGAUUGGCAUGCUGCUGUUUACGAAGAGUGAUGAUGUGAAGCAAAACGGGGAGUGGGAGUUACACUUCAGAGGCCUGCUUCAGUCCCUGACCUCCAUGCUGGUGCUGCUCACCACAGCUAACAACCCCGAUGUGAUGAUCCCUGCCUAUUCCCUUAACCGAGGCUACUCCAUUUUCUUCAUCACCUUCAGCGUCAUCGGAACCUACUGUCUGAUGAACCUGCUGACUGCCAUCAUCUACAACCAGUUCAGAGGAUAUUUACUGCACAGAGAGCCGCAUCAGAUGGAUGGAAGAGCCGCAGGUUGUGACAUGUUUUCUCCAGGACCAGAGGACGCAAACUCGAUACAUCUCUUUUAUUGUGAGAUGUCAGUUCAGACGUCCAUCAUCAGGAGAAGACUGGGGAUCCGAGCAGCUUUCCAGGUCCUCAGCUGUCAGAGGGACCCUGCAGCUUUUGAGGAAGCUGUGAGUGUUGAUGCUGUCUUGGAAGUGAUGUCUAAAGUCAAGAUAAAGAGCUACUAUAGAAAUGCCAUCAACAUGUUUGAUGUGUUUGGUUCUGGUGCUCCAACAUGGCAGCUGUUUCAGCGGCAUGCAGGCGUCGGCCAUGUUGAUCUACAGCAGUUCAAAACAACUUUUGAUGAACUAGAUAAAGAACUCAUCAAGGAGCACCCUCCGUUGCCUCAGUACUCGUCUCCAGGUCUUCGGAGGCUGCAGGUGAUCUUCAGUCACCGCUAUCUCACUCUACUCGGAAAUGUCCUGGCCCUGGCUAACGUCACUUCCAUAUGUAUUAUUCUGGUGUUGAAUUCUGAGAAAUCAACUACAGAGAGAGACAACUAUCAGGUGGAGGUCAGCAACUUGUGCUUCAUCCUCUACUACCUGUUUGAGAUGGUUGUGAAGAUCUUUGCGUUUGGCUGGAGGGGUUAUCUGUCCUACAAGAGCAACAUGUUUGAUGGUUUACUCACGCUUCUGUUACUGGUCCUUCAGGUCUCCAUCUUCAUCACCUCAGGACUUCCUGAUUCCUACUGGGACCCUGCCACCCGUGGUGUGAUGUCUCUUUGGGAGAUGGUUCGUUUAGUCAACUUGCUAAUUGUGUUCCGCUUUCUGCGCAUCAUCCCAAACAUUAAGAUCAUGGCUCUGGUUGCUAGCACCCUAUUAGACCUGGUGAAGAACCUGCGGGCGUUUGCCGGUGUGCUGGUGGUUGUUUAUUAUGUGUUUGCUGUGUUUGGGAUCUGGCUAUUCGAGGGCGCAAUCAAGCCUCCUCCUGAGAUGAGCGUUCCCUCCAACACCUCCAUGAAGAACAUCACAUCUAACUACAGCAUGGAGUGUGGAACGUAUGAGCAGCUGGGCUACUGGCCCAACAACUUUGAUGACUUUGCUGCUGCCAUUAUUUUGCUCUAUGAUGUGAUGAUCGUAAACAACUGGCAGGCCUUCCUAGAGGCCUACAGCAGAUACACCACAGAAUGGUCCAAACUCUAUUUCCUGUGCUGGUGGCUGACCUCCUCUGUGAUGUGGGUUAACCUGUUUGUGGCUCUCAUCCUAGAGAACUUCAUCUAUAAAUGGGAUCGUAGUCACAGCUGCUCUGUCACCGAUGUGGAGAAGAUCAGAUACGAAACCUCUGUUCAGUUCAUGUUCAAAGAGCAGAUCCAAGAGCCAACAGAAGAGGAAUUACUUUGUCAGCUCCACCAACACCCUCAUCUACAUCUUCAGUAGUAACCCAGAACCACCCAACAGCAGUGGGAGCAUCCUGCCAUUGGUGUUUUUGUUCAAAUCUGUAACAUUUUUAUUUCAGCUUUUAUUAUUGAGCCUUGUGCACAGGGUCCACUGAUGUUUUUACUGUGGGUCUACAGCAGGGGUGUCAAACUCAAACUCACACGGGGCCGAAAUGAAACUCUGGGACGGAGUCGAGGGCCAAACUUCAUAUUUUUUGAAAAAGUGACGGCACAUUUGCACAUUUUCUUUAUCAACAUAUAUGCAAUUUUGAACCUUUAAAUUUGGAAACAAACUUAUUUCUGCAUUAACACUGAAUGUGGAAUAACCAAAUUACACACGAGCAAGUCAGCUUAAAAAAAACGCAUCAGUGGUAUUCAUUACUUGUGGUAUAAUCAGCAUUUUUAAAAUCUAUUCAGGAUUUAUGUUUUCUUGUUGUUUAUUCAUUUUUCUUAUUUUUUAUUCUCCUUUUUUUCUCCUGUAAUAAGUGUCAUCGCUGCUGUGACGUCUAGCUUUCCCCACUGAGGAACAAUAAAGGGAUUUUCUAUUCUAUUCA